UGGAGCAAAAAAAAAACGGAGCAGGUCCACGCCUUUCAACUGCACUUCGCGUUGGAGAAGAGAAAAGCGGUGGUUGUUGUGUUUGGGAUGAUGCCUGGGUAACCUUCUGCUGUCACAUGAACGCUGUGGAGCUGUGCAGCUUUUGCAGGGACCGCAUCUUGUUGUAAUCCAGCUCAUGGUCGGCUUCGGGGUGGAGGGGGGGGGGAAUUAAUUUGUGCACCGAUGAUGCACUACUCAAACUGGCUUGUCGGCGUGAAAAACAGGGCAAGCCUCCGAAAUGCGUGCAAAACACCCCCGAACAGCGACUGGAACAAUAGGGGAAAUGUUGUGGACGUGAAAAACAACAACCCGGGGACGAAUGAAAAGACGUCCGAGCGGAAUAUCGCGCAGCACCUCUGGAGAAAAGGCUACAAAAUCAUCAAAAAGAUCGGCGAGGGAACAUUUUCCGAGGUGGUGAAAACUCAGAGCCUGAAAGAUGGAAAGUUCUACGCAUGUAAAACCAUGAAGCAGACUAUAAACAGUCUGGAGCAGGCCAACAACCUGCGGGAAGUCCAGGCUAUGAAGAGACUGAGCCCGCAUACAAAUAUCAUCCAGCUCCAUGAACUGAUUUUUGACAAGGAAACUGGAACAGUGUCUUUGAUUUGUGAGCUGAUGGAGAUGAACAUCUAUGAGUUCAUACAAGGGAGAGAAACACCACUGCCUGACCAUACAGUAAAGAACUACAUGUACCAGCUUUGCAAGUCCCUUGAACAUAUGCACAGCUGUGGGAUCUUUCAUAGAGACGUGAAGCCCGAGAACAUCCUCAUCAAACAAAGCGGUCUGAAGCUGGGCGACUUCGGCUCAUGUCGGAGCGUGUACUCCAAGCCCCCGCACACGGAGUACAUCUCCACACGCUGGUACAGAGCCCCCGAGUGCCUCCUCACCGACGGAUACUACAGCCUCAAGAUGGACAUGUGGAGCGCUGGAUGUGUCUUCUUUGAGAUCAUGAGUUUGAAUCCUCUCUUCCCUGGGACCAACGAGCUGGACCAGGUCGCCAAGAUCCACGAUGUGUUGGGGACUCCAGAUCACGGCAUCCUCAAAAAAUUCAAGCAGUCCAGAGCGAUAAACUUCAACUUCCCCCCUAAAAAAGGCAGCGGCAUCUCCCGGUUAGUCCCUAAUUGCCCGGCUCCAGCUCUGUCUCUGCUCUAUCAGAUGCUCGCCUAUGACCCGGAUGAACGCAUCACUGCAGAAACCGCCCUGCGACACACAUACUUCAGAGAAAUCAGGCUGGCAGAGAAGAAAUCAGGACCUCUUCACAGACUGUCAGACACUAUUGAUGGAGUAGAUGGUAGUGGGACACACAACUCCUUAGACCACAUCUGGCGUCCGGCCAGAGUUGGAAAACAGCUGAGGGGAAGACACACGAGGCAAACGCCUUUAAUGAGCCACAACAUGAAGCAUGUAGCAGAGACCCUCAUCAGAAGGAACAUCCCCCAUUAUCCCGCGGAGCUGCCCAAGCUCAACAUGGUAGUUCCAGGACCGCAGAUCUCCUUCCCUGCCUCCACGAUGCCUGUGUUCCCGGUCACCCACCGGGGCACGCUGCCAAUCAUCCCGUCAAAAAAGUGCCAGUCGAGGUUGGCCAAGCCCCGGGAUGAGUCACACCGUGCAGCUUUCAAGACCUACUGCAUGCCACCGCUGGAUAGGAAACAUGGAGGCUACUGAGAGCCAAAGACAGGGUUUGGUUCAGAUUCACCUCUCGGAAACAGGAUGGACCAGAUAAACAGAUUGUUAGGAGGACAAUGUCUGGACAGGCCUGAUGUCGGAAUCUGUAAAGCAACACAAACAUACAAAGGAAGACCGCCAAGCCUGUCAAGAGAAACUGAUGAACCGUCACUGUAAUGAUCUGUAAAACCAACAAUAACAGAGUCUGUCGUAUUA
Messenger RNA from Labrus bergylta (ballan wrasse), 1917 nucleotides. RefSeq names its product MAPK/MAK/MRK overlapping kinase. Gene Ontology annotation, molecular function: protein serine/threonine kinase activity; ATP binding. The record is from RefSeq and is a predicted model, not a curated record. Gene Ontology annotation, biological process: intracellular signal transduction; protein phosphorylation. Gene Ontology annotation, cellular component: nucleus; cytoplasm. Lineage: Eukaryota; Metazoa; Chordata; Actinopteri; Labriformes; Labridae.